AUUAAAGUGUUGCUCAGCUGAACUUGAGAACACGGACAUGUCUGCUAUAACUGCGUCACUCGGCUCCACUUUGCUGUUUGUCGGCUUCUUCGUGUUUGUCUCUGCAGAGUCAAAAAUCAUCACAGCCGAGUCUGGACAGGACAUCACUCUGACAUGUCGAGCUCCAAACAACAACAUCAUAGUUGUAAAGUGGAGCAGAGCUGACCUGAGAGAUAAAUAUGUGUUUGUGUUCCGGGAUGGGCGUUUUGAACCAGAUGACCAGCAUCCAUCUUUUAAGAACCGGGUGGAUCUGCAGGACAGACAGAUGAAGGAUGGAGACGUGUCUUUGAUUCUGAAGGAUGUGACGAUUAAUGAUGCUGGAACAUACGAGUGUGGUGUCGUCCAGAUAGGAACAAAGCAUUUGAAUGUCAUCAACACCAUCCACCUUCAUGUUGUUCCUCCAGGUCAGACAAGAGGACAAGAGAAGGAUGAAGACGACAAAGAUGGAGGGAAGACGAAUGGAGUAAAGAAGGAGGAUUUACCUGUUGUUACAGAGGCGGUGUCCGGGCGCGUGCUGUACAACAACAACAACAACAACAUCGGCAACAAUGGCAACAAGGUGCCAACGAGAAAGAAGAAGACGAAGAAGACAAUGUCACGCACUAGACCGUGGGAGCCAAAGAGCACUAAGGUCGGUACAGGCGGAUCGCAAUCGCCGGCGGUGUCAUCGUCGUCCUCCUCCUUCUCCCGCUCACCAUCACCAUCGCCGUUGCAAUCGCCAUCAUCAUCACCAUCACCAGCGCGUUUGGCGUACGUGGGGUGGGCUACGGUCGCUCCGUUGUUGCAACCGGCCACGUUUCGCUAUCGAGGGCUAGGGGUCGAGGAAGACCAAGAGCAGCAGCGGCAGCAGCGGCAGCAAAAACAAGAGGAGAACUCUGAGGAGGACUCUGAGGAGGAGGAGGAAAGAGAAGAAGAAGAAGAGGAAGAGGCCGAGGAGGAUAACGACUCGACAGCCCGAACGCUCGCAGAGGAGCAGCGCUGCUGGGAGGAGCAGGAGGGCGAAGACGACGAGGUAGCGGACCAUGGUUUACCGGGCGAUGCACGCGGACUACGCGAUCACGGCCAAGAAAUUCGGUUGCAAUUAUGGCAGGCUGAUGGCUCGCAAGGCGAGCCGAAAGGCAGAGAAGGAGACGAACACACAGAAGAAGAAGAAGAAGAAGAAGAAGAACAAGAAGACGUCAACUGCGGGCGGGGGGGGUUCGGAGCUUUGGCGGGAGGACGCCGGCCGUGCUUCAGGUGGCGUUGA
Molecule: messenger RNA, 1285 nt
Organism: Pundamilia nyererei
Lineage: Eukaryota; Metazoa; Chordata; Actinopteri; Cichliformes; Cichlidae
Source: RefSeq, a predicted model, not a curated record